Molecule: messenger RNA, 9957 nt
Organism: Leptomonas pyrrhocoris
Lineage: Eukaryota; Euglenozoa; Kinetoplastea; Trypanosomatida; Trypanosomatidae
Exons: 1
Coding region: 1-9957 (3318 amino acids)
Source: RefSeq, a predicted model, not a curated record
AUGCUGACCUUGCGCCGCGGUGAGUCCGCGGUAGGUGGAGGUGGCAGCACGAGAAGUUUAGUUACACGCCGGCAAAUGACCAACUUUCUGUCGUGUAGAUUACCUGCCCUUAUGCAGUCCCCACCGGGCGGCAGCGCCAGCUUCUUCUCUCCCGCACGAAAUGAACGGUCCAACACGGGGCGUCGUGGCGGGAGUGACGGGCCGGCCGAUUCUGCCGAGGCCCGAGCACUGAAACGAAUAAUAGGCGGGAAAGGCGACGGCAAGGUGUUGACGUUGGCCGAACAAAUCAGAGAGCUGGCGGGUACAGGGUCUGUUCCGUGGACGACCGAGCUGGCGGAAUCCGUGCUGCUGACAACCGCACAGGCAUCGCGGAGCCUGUCGAACUUGUGGGCCAGCGACGCGGCGAUCCAGUUCUUGCUGCACGACGCGGCCCGUUCUACCGCGUCUGCCGCGGACGUCCCUCGAGGCAGCAACGAGGAAGUGCGCGGCGGAGAGAUGCGUGGUGCAGCGGCGGUUGAUCUUCUCUCCAACCCCGGCACAGCGCCGCUCCCGCACGGGCUCCAGCUUCAACAGAACGCCAAGCGGAUAGGAGAGAGGGCCCGCUUUGCCAUGGCGAUGCUGCAGUCACAGCAAGUCGCGAAGCGGCGGGCGCGUCUACGCGAGACGCUGUUGGUACCCGCGCGGCGGCAGCUGCUGAGGCUUCACCGCCUGAAAGCACCGUCUGCAGACGCCACGUCUUCUUCGUCCGAGAACCCGCCAACGGACAGCAAUCUCCACGACGGUGCUGCCUCCGUGUCGGCAAGGCACGCACCGCGCGUCAGCGACGUGAGCUCUUUAACGUCUCAUCAAUUCGACUAUCUACCGAGAAACGCGGACUUGGACACCUACCUGCACAACUACCUUCUCCCGUCGCUCUUCAAUGAGCUGCGGCAAUUCUGUGAAGAGGUUGGGCGCCGAUACGACGCUGCUGUUGCCGCCGCCGCCGCCGCCACCGCCACCACGAGCACCACCACCAUCGCAAGCACAGGCACCGAAGAGGAAUGUAAGGCGAACGAGUCUCCAACGAAUUUGCGUGCAGCGAACGCGCUCCCGCCGCCCCCCGUCACGCUCAACGACAGCUGCCUGCCAUCCUUGUCGGGGGCAGAGCAGGAAACGUUUGCGGUGCUGCUCUCCGUGCUGUAUCGCACCCUCCUGCAACGAGGAGUGGUCCGGCCGAGCGCGCACCCUCGCGGCAGCCGCCGCCACCAGCACGACCACCGGGGUGAUCAAUUCUAUUUUCACCCUUUUCAGACCAUCGCAACCACCCCUGAUACGAAGGGUGAACUGGCGGAGGGGUCGAUACAGCACUUAGACGGACUACCGCUGCGUGCCUUCGCCAUCACUCUGUCGAGCGUCGCAUCCACGGCGGACCGCAUCGCAGGGCCGCGCAGUGGGCUGCUGGAGAAGACGUUGCGACGCGCCAGCGAAAACCGCGCGGCUCUGCUUUCUCUCCGUGGUGGCGAGGACAGCGAAGGAGGUGAAGGGGGAGAAAUGGAAGGGGCUGCACAUGCACAAGACGGUGCGCAUCGCACCGCUGGUGACAGUGGUAGUGGUGGUGGUGGUCCGGCACGUCUUGCACGCACCCCCGCACCUCACCCGGCACGGUUUCAGUCGCGAAAGGAUCUACGCGACGCGUCUGCGUCAGCGGUGCCAGGGCAACCAACAACAUUAAUAGGCAACCCUUCAGCUGCACAGCCUGCUGUGGCUCGGUCGUGUGGGGCGAAAACCCUGCUGAGUCACCACAAAAGCCACGGCCGUCUAACUGACAGGAGCGCCACGACAACGGCACAUAAAACCGCGCUUCCGCCGUUUUCUUUUCCGCGCAACUUCAAUUUAGAGCCGCACAUCUCAACGUUAAAGUUCUGCUACCACGACCACGCCCUGCAGCUUCUCAUUGACACCGCUGGCGUACAUCCUCGCGAAGGUAGAACGAGUGAGGGGACGCCGAGUGAGGCAGCGCACCAUGCAACCCCUUCGCACGCGGAGAUGCGUCUUGAAGAUUACGUGAACGCGAUAGCGCAGGCGAGCUUAACGUUGCUGCAGGUCGCACUGCACUGGGCACCUCUCUGUCGCACCACGCAACUGCCUGCUGUCGCGCACGCGGUGGCGCACAUCCUACGGUACCCGCACACGCCGUCCGCGCUGAUGUUAAGGGACGUGGGCAGUGGAGCAGCGGCGCCGACGGCGUCGUCCGGGCUGAACGGCAGAGAAGCAGAGGCGGGCGAAAACGAUCGUGGAGCCGUGGCUGCCGCGCCAAAAGACGAGGCACCGCCACAACGUGACGGGACGACGACGACGACAACUACGUUAGACUACCGUGUCCACGCACGCCUCCAUCAGCUCUUUCUCGCUGCCUACCCCGACGGAACCGCCUUUGAACGAAUGACGCGCCGACUGCUGCGUUCCACAUUUCGGUACCUGAUGAAGCAGGUGACAGGCACGUUCCUCUCGACCGCGGCGCCACUCGAUCAGAUCUUCUCGCACUGGCCGCGUGAGCUGUCGGGGAGCACCGGCAGCACCCCAACCCGCGCCUCCAACAGAGAGCCACCAGCGUCGCGGCAGGGCGUCGUGUGCUACACCGCACCGACGUCUGCCACCACCGAUGUUCUUCUGUUUGGCGCGUUUAUGGAAGAGUGCUGGAGGAAGCUGAUGCGACAGGAGUUUUGGAAGUCCAUUCCCUCCGCUGGCGUGUUACCAUUCGGCGGCGGCGAUGGGUCCGUCAAUCGUGCGGUGCUUUGCAGCAGCGUGAAUCCCAACGACGUCAAGCGGGAGCGCAAGUCCACCGAGCUGCAAUUGUGGGUAUCGUCUGACGAGGAAGGCGGGUGGAGCUCCGGCAACGACGGCGCCGUGGCGCCCCUCGCCGAGACACGCAAGGCGAAGAGUGCCGCCGUGAGCCCCGACAGGGCGGAUCAUUUUUACCUCCUUCUUCAGGCGCCGCUCUUCGUCCAGUCGUGGCUGCACGACCAGUUGGGUAACAGCAUCGCAACCGUCACUCCUGACAUAAUGAUGAAGCUGCUGCGCAUCAUGGACCACAUUACAAACUAUCUUGCUAUCCCCAGCGUAGGCGGCCGCACACAUGCCGCGCUGUCGCUGCUGCGUGAGUGGCGCGCCACGCCGUUCGUGUCCGACGUGUUGUCCGGCUCGGAGGAGCUGUUCUUUGCUACGCGGGAAAUGCGUCUUUACGUGGCCUCGAUGGGGCUGCCCACCGUGCUGAUGAAGCCGGCCAGCGCGGAUGCGCCGUGCGAUGGCGCCGAUAGUUCUCUCGGAGGGGCUUCUUCCUCUCCCUUUUCUGCAACAUCGUCCCCUUUGCUGUCGCCCUCGUCGAGGGAUGCCGGCGCCAGGCUGGCGGUGCAGCAGUGUGUUCAGCGAGUGUCCUCCCCUCCCACUGUCCUCAUCCACUGGAUGGCGCGCAUCAACCCGCUGGGUCUGUACGUGACGCCCACCAACCGACUGUGCUCCACUUCAGCCCUGGCACUGCGGAAAUCAGAGGAAGCGAACCCUCAACGGACUUCCGUGGACAGAUCCGCAGAACAGCGGACCGGUGACGCGAGCGGAGAGACCGUGCCGCUGCUGCGAGACUUGAGGGAGAGUACCCUGUUCUGGCUGCCCACGUGGCGCGAGAGUUCGUUCUCGCUGCACGAUACCGCCACACUUCUGCGCGCGUUGAACAUCACCUGUCUGGCAGAGCAACGCAAAUCGAUGGCUGCGUCGCCGUCCAGCAACAACGCGGGGAGCAGGAAUACGCGUACUAACAGCAACAGCAACAGCAGCAGUCAGUUAGAUGGUGUGCACCGUGGCACAGAUCAGAGCACCGUGAUCGGGUUACAGGGUUGUGAACUGCAUCUCCCGGUGUGGGACGGGAUGGGGCCGCUGGAGCUGCUGCUGCGCGCGUCGCAUCGCAUGCUCUUCGCACCGCAAGACCGCGUCGCCGCGUCCCAGCUCUCGACAUUACCGACAGACGCGCCUCUUCAAGGGACGAUGGCGACCACGACGACGAAGACAGAGAAGGCGAAGGCCGCGGACGCCACGGAAGUCGCGGGAGGUACGUGGCAGGAGCGGGGGGCUGACGCGCUCUUCGAAGGAGACCCGCCCGCGUCGCUGGAGGCGCUGGUGACGCUUUACCUUUCCUUGUUGGCCGCCACACGUGAAUCAAACGCGCAGCUUGCGGAAACGGCCCCCGGUACCAGCAGCAGCAACAGUAGCGGCCGCAGCGUGCAGCACCCCAGCGAGCGUGCGAAGGCGGCGCAGCAGACGCUCGUGGUGUGGGCACCUUUUAGGAGUCCUCGGACGACUUCGAGGUAUGCACACAUCGCCCGCUGCCGCACUGUCCUGCGAUGUUGUCUGGCGGAGUGCGAGUCCGUGCUGCAGGAUCGUCUUCGCACGCGACGAUCAACGCACACUACAGUGGGCGUGACAGCAAAGGACGAGGAGAACACCGAAGAAGGGAAUGCACCUGCCUCCUGUGGUGCGCCGCGGCGAGGAGGGGAUCGCGCUGCCGAUGAUCUCGCCUCCAGCCUGGAAGCGCUGCUGGAACUGUCCAUGUUAGCAGAGGCAGUGUGGCCGAGGGGGCAUGUAACUCAAAGCGAAGGCAAUGCAGCGCGGCAAGGGUCAUCAAACGGCAGUAGUCGUAGUAGUCGCCGUUCUUGCGGCGAGGCUUUGCUUCCUCAACAGCUACUGGCGCUUUUCCAACAAGCGCUUGUCGCGCGGCUGCGGGCGUCUUCGCUGCGGGAGAUGGCGGCACUCUUGUCGAAUCAGCUGUGGUGGACGGCACAGCAGCAACAGCAGCAGCAAGGCGCAGCCGCAGCAGCGGCGACGACGGCACAAGUGCCGGCUUGCGCCUCUUGGGUGGAGCAGACCAUUUUGAAUGUCCUUGAGGAAAAAAUCUAUUCCACAAGCGCGCAAGCGCAGCCCGAUGGGGACGCCCGGGCAACCGUGAAGGAGAACUCUCGCGUAUCGCGCGAGCACGCAUUGCUACAUCGCAGUUUUGAGGUAUACGAGUGGGUGUUGAUGCCCUGGUACUUGAAGCUGGAGCUGCGACGGCACACGCCAACGAGGAGCUUGCCUUGUUUCCCAUCCGAUACAACAGCGGCAGCAAUCGAAGUGACCAUGAGGCCAUCGACGUCGGUGCUCGACGAUUUUACUUCUCUGGAGGACGCUUUUGACGAGCACAGCGACAGUGCUGAUUCGGACUGCGAUGGCGUUGCCCCAAUAGCGCCAUCCACCCUCCCGCGCCCCAUCACGACCGUCCGUUGUGUCUCCGGGGCCGGGACGUCCAUCGAGUUACACACCUCCCUUCUUUUGGAACGGGCGCUGAACGCGCUGGUGUCUCACUGCGAGUCUUUCGAUACCUUUCUGCACGUCGUGCGCUACCUGUUUCUCUCCCACCCUGUCACGCUCACCACCGCCCCCAUCGCCGCGGUGCAGCUCGACGCAAUGGCUGCGGCGCUGACCCCCUCACCCCGUAGCCGCUCUUCAGCCGAUGGCGCCUCCGGGUGGUCAACGACGACGUUGUCGUCAUCCGCUGCUGCUGCGCAGAGACAAAGUCUCUCGUUUGCGGAAGCCUGGCAGGCAAGCAACGCCUGUUCGCUCCCACAGCAAUGGGUUACUGUCCCACAGAGUCUGCGCUAUCGCUACGUGGACACGCUCUAUCGACUUUUCGUGCGACUCAUCUACUUGCCGAAUACCACCCUGGAAGACCUUUUCGAACUGCUGCACGUGCUCUGGUUGGCGGACCCAAGUGCGUCUCGCCCCGACCUCUCGUCGUCUGCCGCUGCGGUGGCGGGCGGAGGCGAUGGGAAGCAGCGCGGCAGUCGGCGCACGACGGGCGGGGCGGCCGCUGCCUCGACGUGGCCCAGUCUCUUCCAGCGAUGUGCCGACUUCACUGUCCAGACGCUGAGUGCCGACAAACACGACGAUGCGGUGCUUGACGGGCAGCGGCAGCAGCAGCAGCGUCUCACAGUCCCCGUCAUCCUUCAGAACCUUCGCUUGAUUUUAGAGAAGGGCCUGUUGACUGUGGUGGGCUCCGUCAACGAGCCGAUGUGCAUCGCCGCCAUGCAGCUGCCACCGGUGCCCGUGCUGCUGUUCUUGAGUGGCCUCGCGACUCAGGUGCGGGACGAGCGCGCUGCUGUGGCGCAGCUGGAGGAUAAUGAGGAGAGGGAUCAAGACCAGAGUUCACCUCGCCUGACACCUGCGCAGCACGCGGUGCUGGAUCUGUUGGAGCCGUUCGUGCUGUACACCGUGGUCACCUCAGAGAUGUUAUUCGACUUGCCCAAAGCCACGUAUUUGCCGCUGUUUUUGGAAGUGCUGAGUGGGCUGGAGCCACGGCUGGUACUCAACGUUAUUCAGGCAGCCUUUACCGGGCGGGCGACCGAUCCCCGGCGCGCCGGUCGCGGGAGGCGAUUCAUCUCCUCGUCCGAAUCCUCCGUUGUUGGUGGUCCAAAGCACAUACCCAUUCGUUCUAUGUUCUCCGGUGGUUCGAAUCAAUUUGAAGAGCACGCCCGCUGCGUGGCCGCGAUAGUGUCUUCCAUGGUGAUGGUGGCCGGGCAGGCGCAGGCUUCAUCCCUUGUGUGGGCUUCCGUGGACAGCCAGGCAGCGGCAGCGGCGGCGGCGGAGGAAGAGGAGGAGGAGCAAACAAGCGGUGCGACGGACAAGGAAGGUGAAGCAACCGGGGAGCUGCGCAGGCUCUUGCCCGGCAGCAGCGCUCCGGUGACGUUGCUUAGAAAGGACGAUACGCGUGUGCAGGUAGGCCGGGCGCACCGGCGUGCCCUCGGAUACCUUUCCGGAGAGCUCUACCGUCACUUGAUGGUUCCGCUGCACUGGCAGCCGCUUCGCCUGACCGAUCCGGCGAUGCUGCUGCGGCUCCUUCAGAUUUUUACGGUGCGCCGCCACCGCAGAUUGCAUAACACCCUUGUGUACCUGAUUUUUCGACUGCUGACGACGACAGCUGUAGUCUCGGCAGGUUGGGAUGGGGUGCACGCACGGCCACCUCCUUGUCUCCGAGUUGCCGCCUCGGCUUCCCGGCGCACGGACGCUGCAGCGAAGCAGCACAGGGAUCCUGCCCCCGAUCCUGCGUCCCGCGAGACACCGCGCACUGCCCUCUCCCCGGUUGGGCACCUGCUGCUUCGACAGCUGUCGUUGUCGCAGUGGCGUGAGUUUUUCUAUCGCGACCUCCGUCAUGGCGUGUACAUACCGUACCAGCGAAGGUUAAAACUGCGACGGAUAAAGGAGAUACAACUGCAGAGACAGCAACGUGGUGCCGCGUUGUUCUCCACACUGACCGAGACUGCUGGGACCUCCCAUGAGGUGCGGCAACGUGCGGACGUGGAGGUAAACGGCGCUAGCGUUCCGUGGGCGAUUGGUGUAAUGGAGUCGACUGAUGUCUAUCGAGAGCGUAUAACGUUGGGCACGGUCGUGCUGACGCUGGACGCGGCGUCGACGCAGACCCUUGUGCACGACAUCAUGUCCCCGAGCGUCUUGCUGACCUUCACGGCGGACCUCCUGCAACGGCACUGGUGGAAUCGUCGUUCCACGGGGCGACAAGCCGAAGAGGUCUUGCUCGCUCGCACGGGUCUCGGUGCCGCGGACACGGCCGCGCUCGAUGCGGCGCAGGAGUCGUCGCCAUCUCCCUCGAGUGCAUCGACCUACGCCGUUCUUCUGCGUUACGCCUCCGUCAACUCGGUGCUGCGCGAAGCCGCGCUGCAGCCGUUCUUGAAGGCAGCCGGCGAAGUACUAGACCAGCUCGCGAGUGCCAAGGAACAGGAGUUCCUCGCCGUGCUGAGCCGAGAGGCAGCGUGGCUGUAUCAGGCUAAAGGUGGAGCGGCGCAGCAGCAGCGGCAGAAGCAGCAACAGCCACAACAACGCGACGUACGGGAGGGAAAUGCCGCCUCCCGUCAGCGCGAUCUUACGGCGACCGCUGCAAAUGAAAGCGGUGGAAACGUUUCUGGCGCGGGGGUGCGGGAGGGCCGCCAUGCGGGGGCAGCAGCAGUCGCCGCCGCCACGGGGCCCUCGGCGCAAGUGGGGGACAUCGGAGGCGACGAGCUCGACGCUGCCGAGAGCCCACCGGAGGAAGCCGCGGAAGGGAAAGAGGCCAACGCGGUCGAUCCGUUCCGCCGCACCGCGGAGACGCCGCAGGAAGACCAGUUCGCAGACUUGUGUGCUGCGGGUCCGCUGGUGCUGGAUUGGCAACCCAUUGCGCGGCUGCUACGGGUGAUCUACCACGUCGACCCGGGUGUCAUGGAGCGCCAGUUACGGGAGGCGUGGCGAUCGCGCCGGGGGAAGGCGCUCCCCGUCGCCUCCCCUGUGGAGGCACCGCUGCAGCGUGAUGUUUUCCACGGCGGCAUCGAUGCCAUGCUGCACCACGUCGGGGAGGUUUGGCGGGCUUCGCCCUCGGCUACCGCGGCACGCGUUGGAGGGGAUGAGCCAUCAGCACCACAACCUCAUCAUCAUCCGCCGCCGCCGCCGCAGCGCCUUGUGGUGAUGAAUCUGCAUCUCGUUUUGGAGAUGUACGCCCCCUACAUGCGUGGUGUUCCGAGCAGCUACCCCCACCAGCACAACUGCAGCAGCAGCAGCGGCAGCAGCAGCGCAGAUUGGCUGGACGCGGGCCCCGUGAGUGGCGGUGCUGCCUCCUCUUCUUCCGUUUCUUCCGCGGUUUUCAAUGAUGAUGCGGCGCGAAUGGAGCCCCUCGUCUGGACCGUACGUGCGUUCCAAACCGCCACGACGGUGACCGCAGACGGAAAGAAGAACGUUGUGGCGGCCGAGAUGGCCAGGCGAGCACGCCGUGCAGCAUUGAUGCGGCGGGCCGGGAUGCUGAUCUCCGCGCAGGAGGCGGAGUGGGCUAUCCGCACUUCCGAAGGGGCGAAAUCAGCUGGGAGAGAGAGCCCUGAUGAUGGGGAGGACGAGAAGAUGGGUAGAAUGGAUCCAGACGUGUACUGGCAGGAGCGGCUGCUGCGUCUGCACCAACGCGUUGUGGAGUGUGUCUUCGGCGAGCCGGAGAGCCUCUCCCGGCCUCUGCUCGUGCCCGCGGCGAACACGAGCACCAGCGUUCAGAUGGCAGGGAGCGGGAACCCUGAACCGGAAACGGCCAGCACGACGGCGGAUGAUUAUGUGCGCCAGGUACAUCAGCGAUUAGAGCUCAUGCGCAGCGAUGAUGUAGCACAGCUGCUGGGGUUGUUGCUAAGGCUGCCCGACGCUGAUGGCGCGUCUCGGUCUAUGACGGAGGCCACCGUCGCCUCCGCUGCAGCCGCGCCGCACACGAGAGAGUCCGAGACCAAAGUCAUGCAAGCACGUGUGUUGAUGGAGACGCUGACCGAUCUGCUGCCUAGUGCGUCGCAGCGGGAGGUGGUGCGUGUGACUCAGGAUCUUCUCCAGCGCUACGUGGACGUGAUGGAUGCCGGUGAUGCGCCGGCCACGACCGCAUCCACUACCGGUGCUGCUCCAACCGCGGCGUCUGCGCGUGCAAUCGCCUUUGAGAUUCGCCGGCUGCUGUCUAGCGUAGGCGUCUUGCUCGCCAACGACGUGGAGCGCGUCACCACGGCCCAGCUGGUGUGGCUGCUCUCCCGCCUGCACACUCCACGCCUGCGCGGCGUCGCAUCCGUGGUGGCGGAGAAGGGAAAGGACGCCGCAGAUCAGUCGCAGCGCACCCGGCCAGCCGAGGCAGCAGGCAUGGCCCUCGAUGUCUCCGAGUCCUUCUUGUCCGCCGCUGUUGCCCGCACCCUCACGAUUGUGUUGGCGGACGCGUCCGCGUUCGAAGCCCCACCUCCAGUGAUGAACGUGGACGCUGCAGCAGCGGCGACGGAACCAGGGAAAAGCAACGUGUUGACGGUAGGUCAGUGGAUGACAGCGGUCUCGGCUGCGGAACUGCAGCCUUCGUCCACGACGGUGACGGCGCUGCUGCGGUUGAUUGAGGCGUCCGCGUUGUAG